GGAAUAAUACGGAGAGAUAUAAAAAAAAAAAAAAAAAAAAGGAUAAAAAUCAUCUUUUUCUCCGUAUUCUUGCUUCUGUUUUCUCGCCGUUGCUUUCGAUCGUUUCGCGCGAUAGCAAUCGGUUGCAGGAGUUGCGUUAUCAGGAGAUUAGGGUUUUUUUCUGCUCUUAUUGGAAGUAGGCAAAACCUGAUUGGUCCGUUCGACGACUCCAAGGAAUCGGCGCAAUUCGAUUGGAGUGGACAGAGAAACCCGAUUUCGGCAGUUAAGGAUGCACGGACAUGUCCUUAAUUAUCGCAAUAGGCUCCACCGAGAUUUCUGGUUUCCUGUUGCUGGAAACAAAUUCGUAGUCUGCUACACCUUGGUUUCUAGUCUUCACCUUUUACUGUGCUCAUACGUCACCUGUUGGUUCAGACGGAUAAUGGAAUCGCAUCCUGGUGUUCCAAGUACAGUAGGUUCGAGCAUGGAACAGGAUCUGUUGGCUGCAGUUAGUCUUCGACCAGAUGAGAACUUAGGAGGGGGAAACCAGAAUCUUCAGGGUGCUCCAUCAAUGGCGGGCGAGUAUCUUGCACCACAGACACAACUCGAAUUUGGUCAUUCAACUGCCUAUGCUAUGUACCCAUUUACGGAUCCUUAUUUCGCUGGCCUAGUUGUUCCUUAUGGAACUCAAACAAUGAUUCAUCCUCAGAUCGCCAGCAUGUCUCACUCUCGCAUGCCUUUACCUCUAGAAAUGGCAGAGGAACCAAUUUAUGUCAAUGCCAAACAGUAUCACGGAAUUCUCAGGCGAAGACAAACUCGCGCAAAGGCUGAACUUGAGAAAAAAGCUGUAAAAGCUAGAAAGGUAAGUCGGCACUCAAGUCAGUCUGUCAAUGAUAAGCCAUUCAUGCCUUAUCUGCAUGAGUCCCGCCACCAACAUGCAAUGAGAAGAGCUAGGGGUUGUGGAGGUCGUUUCCUAAAUACCAAGAAUGCCGACGACAAUGCCAAAGGCGAUGCCCAAGAAGGUCUGAGUUAUGGAGUUUCGACUGAUUGCCCAGGUGAAAGAGUAGAGGAAGAUAUGUAAUCGAAAACCCAACAUCUUAGACAUCUCAGCAGAGGAGAUCUAUCGAUCGACACAGUGAGGAUCCAGUGUAAAUGAUACUAUUGGUAUUUCCCUGUGAAGUUUCUGAACUUAAAGUUCAUAGAUCGUUUAGUCGACUAUUCGAUCAGGCAAGAGGACCACUUGCAUAAGCAUAGAGGUCGCCUAGCGAGCUAUGAUGUUCAAGGCAAUUCAUUCUUGGCUUGACAUUUCUGAUUCCUUUGGAGUCGAUUUCCUUUUUUAUCCUUGGCAAACUGCAGUGUAAUAAAAAGGGUUUGGAUGGGAAGAACUUUGAAGUCGAUGUGAAAAUUCCAUCUGUUAGUAGGGUUUAAUGUACUAUUGUCGGAGAGGUUUAGGAAUGAUGUUCCUAAUUGAUCUAUGUUUUCAUCAAUAUUUUAAGUUGCCGUUUGGGAUUAACUUUGAAGUCGAAGUGAAAAUUGCAUCUGUUAGUAGGGUUUAA
This is a messenger RNA of Zingiber officinale, 1532 nucleotides long. RefSeq names its product nuclear transcription factor Y subunit A-7-like. Gene Ontology annotation, biological process: regulation of transcription by RNA polymerase II. The transcript has 8 exons. Gene Ontology annotation, molecular function: RNA polymerase II cis-regulatory region sequence-specific DNA binding; DNA-binding transcription factor activity, RNA polymerase II-specific. The record is from RefSeq and is a predicted model, not a curated record. Bases 269 to 1057 code for a protein of 262 amino acids. Gene Ontology annotation, cellular component: CCAAT-binding factor complex. NCBI's taxonomy places the organism in Eukaryota, Viridiplantae, Streptophyta, Magnoliopsida, Zingiberales, Zingiberaceae.